Messenger RNA from Anoplophora glabripennis (Asian longhorned beetle), 1723 nucleotides. RefSeq names its product annexin B9. The record is from RefSeq and is a predicted model, not a curated record. Gene Ontology annotation, cellular component: cytoplasm. Bases 174 to 1145 code for a protein of 323 amino acids. The transcript is spliced from 7 exons. Gene Ontology annotation, molecular function: calcium-dependent phospholipid binding; calcium ion binding. NCBI's taxonomy places the organism in Eukaryota, Metazoa, Arthropoda, Insecta, Coleoptera, Cerambycidae.
UUCGCCGACAGCGCAUACCCGACGAGAGUUUCACCGCCUGCCGCGACCACACUAUUCCUCUCCUCGCUACUCGAGUUAGAAUUGUUGGAAACCAUAGUGGGUGUGACUAGCCGUCCCUUUGCUACGAAUUUUCUUCGCAUACCGCCUAAUUGUCCCAAGGAUCUAACACAAACAUGAGCAACCAGCAGUAUUACCCUUUCAAGUGUACCCCUACGGUCUACCCCGCGGACCCCUUCGACCCCGUGUCCGAUGCGGCCACCCUAAAGAAGGCCAUGAAGGGCUUCGGCGCCGAUGAGAAGGCCAUCAUCGACGUCUUGGCCCGCAGGGGCAUCGUCCAGCGGUUGGAGAUCGCGGAGACAUUCAAAACCUCGUACGGCAAAGAUCUGAUAUCCGAGCUGAAGAGCGAGUUGGGGGGCAAAUUCGAGGAUGUCAUCGUGGCCCUGAUGACCCCGUUGCCCCAGUUCUACGCCAAAGAACUCCACGACGCCGUGGCCGGGUUGGGAACGGACGAGGAGGCCAUCAUCGAGAUCCUCUGCACGCUGUCCAAUUAUGGUAUUAGGACCAUCGCCCAGUUCUACGAACAGAUGUAUGGCAAACCCUUAGAAAAAGACUUAAAAGGCGACACAUCCGGCCACUUCAAAAGACUGUGUGUUUCCCUUGUUCAAGCUAACCGUGACGAGAACCAGGGCGUCAACGAACAACAAGCAUUGGUUGACGCUGAGGCGCUGAUCGAAGCCGGCGAGUCGAAGUGGGGCACCGAAGAGUCAAUUUUCAACUCCAUCCUCAUCACCAGGAGUUACCAGCAACUGAGGGCCACCUUCUCCGAGUACGAGAGGCUGACCGGAAAGGACAUCGAGUCCUCCAUCAAGAAGGAGUUCUCCGGCACCAUCGAAAAAGGCCUCUUGGGAAUCGUGAAAUGUGUGAAGAGCAAAGUAGGCUACUUCGCUGAACGCCUCCACGACUCAAUGGCUGGAUUGGGAACAAACGAUAAGACUUUAAUCCGCAUCGUGGUAUCCAGGUCUGAAAUCGAUCUCGCUGAUAUCAAACAAGCCUUUUUGGACAAAUACGGGAAGACUUUGGAGAGCUGGAUCUCUGGGGAUACCUCCGGCGAUUACAAGAGGGUCCUUUUGGCCAUCCUCGACUAAUUCCCGCACAUCCACUCUGCGCACCAUAACCAUACUCGAUAGAAUUAAAAUAUGUAUGCCUUCACACUAAAAUUAUAUACUAGCUUUUCAUCAGACUGCCAUUAGUUAGUAAAAGGAUCUUUGGUUGGUAUACAGUGUUGUAUUUUUGUAUAUUUGCAGGACGACGUUUCCAGCGACAUUAAGUACGUCUUAAGGACUCUUGUCGCAAUCGGCUAGGGUCAAAGUCCACUAUAACGUUCACUCAGGUCAUUACCGGGGUUUUUCCGAUUAAUGAAAACAAAAAAAAAUUGAAUAUGUAAAUGUAUUUAAUAUUGUAUACCUAUUUAAUACAUACUCUGGAUUAGCUUUAGUGGCCUUAAUAAUAAUUAUUAUUGAAAAGGAAAGCAAAAGUAUAUGAAAUUGUUGUUAAUAUAUAAAAUGUUUAAUUCACCGUUGUAAGUUUAAGGAAGGGUGCAGGGCGUUCUGUUCCACAUAUUUAUCCUUCGAUUGUCUUUUUAUAUAAUAUAUAUUUUCAUCUUUUUUAAGUGUUUGUAAAUGUGCUUUUUAUCGGUGCUUAUCAAUAAAACUAUAAAGUACAA